This is a messenger RNA of Microplitis demolitor, 5310 nucleotides long. RefSeq lists its product as uncharacterized. The record is from RefSeq and is a predicted model, not a curated record. Gene Ontology annotation, molecular function: zinc ion binding; nucleic acid binding. NCBI's taxonomy places the organism in Eukaryota, Metazoa, Arthropoda, Insecta, Hymenoptera, Braconidae. The coding region runs from base 1 to 5310 and encodes 1769 amino acids. The transcript has a single exon. Gene Ontology annotation, biological process: DNA integration.
AUGACUGCUGAACAAAUUAAAGCGUUAAAAACUAAGCGCGGUAAUGCCAAGCGAUCGUUAACGACAUAUGAAAACUUUCUAAAGAAAUUUGAUCCGUCGAAAGAUUUUCCAAUCCUUGAGAAGCGGUAUAAAGAAAUUGAGACGGUUCGGAAAUUAUUUGAAGAAUAUCAACUUGAAUUAGAGGCACUUCUUGAGGAGUCUGAAGAAUUAACCGCAUAUCGCACCGAAUUCGAAAAUCUAUAUUAUGAAACUUACGCAAUCGCGACGAACCUUCUUUCAGAACAACGCAAGCGAGACACUUCUUUGGUUUCGUCUCCAACAACCUCGAGUCCUUCUGCAACCUCCAGCUCGUCACUCUCGGUAUCUCAAGGCGUUGUAUCGUCAAUUGCAGCUCAGCUUGUUAAUACCGUUCCUAUCCCUUCUGUAACUAUCUCUCCUUCGAAUCAAUCGGCUGUGUUAUCAACUCCCACACCGGUUAAUAACAAUUUUACCGCACCUCAUGCAUUUAACCAUCCUAUGAGUAUGUUACCUGCUUUACCGACCAUCACUCUACCUACCUUUAGCGGGUCCUUUGACACUUGGUUGGGAUUUUAUGAUCUGUUUAACUCGUUGGUCAACGAGGAUCACAAUAUUCCACCUAUACGAAAAUUAAUCUACCUAAAGGGUUGCUUAACUGGCGAAGCGGCCAACGUAAUAUCUUGUCUUGAAACGUCAUCUCAAAACUACGAGGUAGCGUGGGGCUUACUAAAAGAACGGUACGAUGACAGAAGAUUUAUACGGGACAGUUACAUAAAAUCUUUGCUGGAUACUCCUCCAAUCUCAAAGGAGUCUUCUAUCCGAUCAUUUCUUGAUCACAUACAACGGCAUCUGCGUGUCUUAAAUCAGCUUGGUGAGCCCACCGAUUAUUGGGACUCAUUAUUGAUCGUGCUAUUCGUAAGCAAAUUUAACAAUUUUAUGCGGGAGCGAUGGGAGGAAUUCAGUUGUGGCGUAAGUAAACCCACAAUGAAGCAGAUGCUUACCUUUUUAACAAAGCGCGCUCAACUUGAAGGUUCUAGGGCUCAAGCACCUGCGCCUCCUCCAAAUAAUUCUAGGCAAGCACCGUCAAACGGACGAGCUCAAUCGCGUUCUCAGCAAUCGUUCGCAGCUUCUACCUCUCAAAAUCGCUGUCUCUAUUGUCAAGGUGGCGAUCAUUAUAUCUAUUCGUGUAAGGGCUUCGCAGCUUUAUCACCGUUUGCUCGCUAUGAAGCGGCAAAAGGGUCUAAUUUAUGCACUAAUUGUCUUCGUAAGGGUCAUCACUCUUCACAGUGCCCUUCAGGAAAGUGUCAAGCGUGUGGUUAUAGACAUCAUACUCUACUUCACUUCGAUAAAUCAAAACCUGAAAUGCCGCCUUUGAAUGCAUCUGCGACGGCCUUCGAUAUGCCUAAAUCGACUAUAAAUAUGCACGCUCAGGUCUCAUCUGAAGCGUUGCUAGCUACAGCUAUUGUGGACCUUGUAAAUAAGCAAGGAAAAAUCAGGCAAUGCCGAGUAUUCCUGGAUGCAGGAUCUCAGGCGCACUUUAUCACAGAAAAGGCUGCUAAGUUCUUAAAUCUGGAUAAAAAGGCGGUAAACAUCUCAGUAACUGGGGUGGACAACACCUCUACAAGUGUCAAACACUCUGCUCGCGCCACUUUAAAAUCGCGUCAUAGCAAAUUUCAAAAAAUUGUUGAAUUUUUAAUUGUUCCCCAGAUCAGCCAGUCAAUGCCAUCCAUUGCCAUUAAUGUAACUCAGCUCGAAAUACCUAAAAAUAUAUCCCUCGCGGACCCAGAGUUCUAUAAGCCGUCUGAGGUCGAUGCUCUGAUCGGAGUGAAGCUCUUUUAUAAGCUCCUUAGUGUGGGACAAAUUUCCCUCAAAAAUCAUCCCGACGCUGUUCUGCAUAAAACGCUGCUUGGGUGGAUAGUUGCUGGGGAAAUAAACAGCAAUUUGAGCGUUUCCAACGUGUCGUGUCAUCUUAAUUUAAACUCACCAUCGUCUGAUAUCUCUUUAACCCGAUUUUGGGAGGUGGAAGAAAUUCCGUCUGUUGCAAUCUUAUCUUCGGAAGAAAAGGCUUGUGAAGAGCACUAUAAGCUUCAUACCACUCGGACUGUAGAGGGUCGGUAUGUAGUUCGCUUGCCGUUCAACAGCAAAAAGAGCAGACUAGGCGAUUCAUAUUCGUCAGCCUUAAAAAGAUUUUUUGCGCUAGAAAGGCGUUUCCAACGAGACCAUGCAAUCAAGCAUGAUUACCUCGAAUUUUUGCGGGAGUAUAAAGAGUUGGGUCACAUGUCGGUGUCCGAUGACUUAUGUGAAGAUCAUUUAGGGUUCUAUCUCCCUCAUCAUGCUGUCCUAAAGGACGACAGCAUCACCACCAAGAUCCGUGUAGUCUUUGACGGUUCUGCGAAAACAUCUACGGGAAUUUCCUUGAAUGACACUUUAAUGGUUGGUUCACAACUUCAGGAUAGUUUAUUUACAAUACUCACUCGUUGGCGAUCUCACCCUUACGUGCUCACUGCCGACGUAGAGAAGAUGUACAGGCAAAUCCUCGUACACCCCGAGGAUGCAAUCUACCAAAAAAUUCUGUAUCGCGAAACCUCUCAAGAGCCCAUUAAGACCUGUUUGCUGAGCACAGUCACCUAUGGCACUGCUUGUGCGUCUCACUUAUCAGUGCGCACCCUUCAUCAACUUGCUUACGAUGAAGGUCCUGCAUACCCUCUGGCUGUCAUCGCUCUGCUGAGGGACUUCUACGUCGACGAUUUGUUUACCGGCGCUAAAACUCUCGCAGAAGCAGAGUGCAUACGUGACGAAUUAAUUAAUUUAUUGAAAAGGGGCAAAUUCCGUCUUCGCAAAUGGGCCUCCAACGAGCCUGCCCUUAUCCAAAAUUUACCUCAGGCCUCAGAGGGAACCCACAUGUCCCUGGAUCCUGACGCUACCAUCAAAACUCUCGGUAUACGGUGGAGUCCUCGGGACGACACACUCUUCUACACUAUUAGCGCGCCUGCUUCCGAGGCCACUACCAAGCGUGCAAUUUUAUCACAAAUUGCGAAACUAUUUGAUCCACUAGGCCUCCUUGGCCCUAUAAUUGUCUAUGCUAAGAUAAUAAUGCAGCUUUUGUGGAAGGCUGGACUGGCCUGGGAUGAAUCAAUCCCGAUCUCAAUUCACUCACUAUGGGCCCAAUUUCGGGCCCAGUUGUCUAUGAUUGAAGAGCUGCGUUUCAAGCGCAGCGUUGCUUUCUCGGGAGCAGUCGAUGUCCAAUUGCAUGGAUUUUGUGACGCAAGCGAGCGAGCAUACGGAGCAUGUAUCUACAUCCGCUCUAUCGAUGAGGCUGGGCAUGUUCGUACUCAUCUGGUUUGUUCAAAAUCACGAGUUGCCCCAGUGUCAUCACUAUCAUUACCUCGAUUAGAGCUCUGCGCUGCGUUAUUGCUUUCCAGACUCUAUGACGUAGCUAUUAAAACCCUAUUGUUGGAUAUUAAGGACGUUUACUUAUGGUCUGACUCGACUAUCACACUUCAUUGGAUAAAUACCCCUCCUCAUCUACUAAAAACCUUCGUUGCCAAUCGAGUGGCGGAGAUUCAGAGGCUUUCUCAUCGUUGCCAUUGGCGCCACGUGUCUUCUCAAGACAAUCCCGCGGACUCUAUUUCGCGUGGCCAAACUCCGGCUGAGUUCGUGGCCAACAGCAUCUGGCAGACUGGCCCAAGUUGGCUGCAGUGCGAGCCUAGCACUUGGCCCAAGGGAGCUCUCCCUUCAAUCGACAUUCCAGAAAUGAAGCCUAUAAUUCCCGAUCGCGUGCUUUGUAUGAAAAUAGAGUGCGGACUCAAUGAUCUGCUCGAAAAAUACCACUCUAGCCAUAAAUUAAAACGGGUAGUGGCUUACGUAAUGCGUUUUGUUUACAACGCUCGCCAUAAAAAUCAUCGCAGAUUUGAUCGAUUAAGUUUACAGGAGCUACAACAAGCUCAUGAUCUCAUAAUAAGGAUUACUCAGCACUCCGCCUUUCUGAAAGAAAUAAAGCAACUAAAAAACAAUGAAGUUAUCUCCGACAAUAGUAAAUUAAUUCCGUUAAAUCCCUAUCUUGACGAGCAAGAUCUCCUAAGAGUAGGAGGAAGGCUGGCUCGUUCCUCGCUAACUAAGGAGCAGCAACACCCCCUGCUCUUACCAGCUCGUCAUUAUAUAACGCGUCUUAUCAUAACCGAAGAGCACGUGCGGCUGAAGCAUGCUGGCACUCAAGCCACCCUAUACUCGGUGCGUCAAACGUAUUGGCCCUUAGACGGUCGCAACAUUACGCGAAAAAUUAUCUAUCGUUGCAUUACCUGCUUUCGAGCGAAACCGCGUGCCGCUGAUCACGUCAUGGGAAUCCUGCCUGAACCCCGUGUCACCCCUUCCCGUCCUUUCCUCCGUGUUGGAGUCGACUACUGCGGUCCUUUAUACAUAAAGGAAAAACGCUUUCGCAAUCGUAGCCGAUUGAAGGUUUAUGUCGCAAUUUACGUAUGCAUGUCAACCAAAGCAGUUCACUUAGAACUAGUAAGUGAUCUCACCACCGAGGCCUUUAUUGGCAGCCUCCGAAGAUUGUUUUCAAGGCGUGGAAAAUCUCUCGAGAUAUACUCGGAUAACGCCACGAAUUUCGUCGGGGCAAACCGUGAGCUUAAUGAACUGCAAACAUUGUUUAAUUCGGAGGAGCAUAAGAACUCCGUCCUAAGUUUUCUUACGUCCGAAAGGAUAACUUGGCAUUUUAUUCCCCCUCGUGCCCCCCACUUCGGUGGGCUCUGGGAGGCCGCCGUAAAAUCUUUUAAGCAUCAUCUGAUUCGUACAGUUGGUGAUACGCUGUUAACAUUUGAACAGCUCGAGACGUGCGUUAUAGAAAUAGAAGCAAUUUUAAAUUCCCGCCCUAUUUCUCCUAUGUCCUCUGAUCCAAAUGACCUGCUCUCCCUUACCGCUGGUCAUUUCCUAGUUGGUGGCCCUCUGACAAGCUUUCCUCAGGACGACCUCACCGACACACCAUCUAAUCGCCUAUCAGCUUGGCAACAUGCUCAGCAGCUGAAGCAACAUUUUUGGAAGCGCUGGCACAAGGAAUACCUACACCAGCUCAUAACCCUGAGCGGGCACCUCGACAAAUCGAACGGUCUACAGGUUGGUUCACUGGUGCUUAUUGUGGAAGAAAAUCUUCCUCCACUUCAAUGGGCGCUAGGGCGCAUUACCGCAGUACAUCCCGGAGCAGACGGCAUCAUCAGGGUGGUUACCGUGAAGACUUCCACCGGCGAAUACAAACGCUGCACCAAACGCGUGUGCCCAUUGCCCCUUGACUAG